AUGACCACCAGAAGAAGGUUGGUUUUGGCAGCAGCUGUUUUGUGGGUUUUGCUGCUCUUCGGCAUCUUAUUUACUCGAUUUGGCGACGAUGGGGCUCUGCACGAGCCAAAAAUUGGCAAAAGCGAGAUCCUUGAGGAAGAGGAUUUGGAGCAAGUGACCCACAAAGUUUACUUCGAUAUCGAAAUCAACGGAAAACCCAUUGGUCGCAUAGUCAUGGGUCUCUUUGGAAAAACAGUUCCUAAAACCAUAGAGAAUUUUCGAGCACUUUGCACGGGGGAAAAAGGAACUGGAAUGAGUAGGAAGCCUCUUCACUACAAAGGAAGUGCCUUUCAUAGGAUUAUUCCCAGCUUUAUGAUACAGGGAGGCGAUUUUACUCUUGGUGAUGGACGAGGUGGAGAAUCAAUUUACGGCGAUAGCUUUGCAGAUGAAAACUUCAAACUACAGCACACUGGGCCAGGUAUUUUGUCAAUGGCAAAUGCCGGGCCAGACACGAAUGGAUCGCAAUUCUUCAUUACAACUGUCAAAACUAGCUGGUUGGAUGGGAGGCAUGUCGUAUUCGGCAAGGUGCUUUCUGGAAUGGAUGUUGUGUACAAAGUUGAAGAAGUAGGAGGACAGAAUGGGGUGCCUAAGAGUAAGGUUGUCAUUACAGACAGCGGCGAACUUCCAUUGUGA
This is a messenger RNA of Prunus armeniaca (apricot), 672 nucleotides long. The record is from the annotation of a GenBank genome assembly. Lineage: Eukaryota; Viridiplantae; Streptophyta; Magnoliopsida; Rosales; Rosaceae.